Molecule: messenger RNA, 1140 nt
Organism: Apiotrichum porosum
Lineage: Eukaryota; Fungi; Basidiomycota; Tremellomycetes; Trichosporonales; Trichosporonaceae
Exons: 1
Coding region: 1-1140 (379 amino acids)
Molecular function (GO): oxidoreductase activity, acting on paired donors, with incorporation or reduction of molecular oxygen
Source: RefSeq, a predicted model, not a curated record
AUGCCUACCGAGUUCAUCAGCAUUACCUUCGCCAACGACUCUAACGAGAUCCACCCCAAGCCCGGAGCUCCCGUCGACCCCGAGUUCCUCGUGCGCUACGCUCGUACUCUCGACGACUAUGGCUUCAACUACACCUUGAUCCCCUACGGUUCGGGCGGCUUUGACCCCUUCGCCCUCGGCGCGACCGUCCUCGCGGUCACCAAGAACAUCAACAUCAUCAUUGCGCUCCGCCCCAACACCAUCUACCCCACUGUGGCGGCGAGGAAGCUUGCUACCCUGAGCCAGCUGGGCGCUGGCCGCGUUGUCGUGCACUUUAUCGCCGGCGGCAACGACGUCGAGCAGGGUCGCGAGGGCGACUACCUCACCAAGGCCGAGCGCUACGGCCGUCUCGAGGACUACAUCAAGAUCCUCAAGCGCGCAUGGUCGUCCUCGGAGCCAUUUGACUGGGACUCGGAGUACUACAAGUUCAAGGACUUCCGCAACUCGGUGCUGCCCCUCAAGAAGAUCGCAGUGUCGGUUGGCGGUUCGUCGGACGACGCGUACCGCAUCGGCGGCGCUCUCGGCGACAUCUUUGGUCUCUGGGGCGAGCCCCUCAAGGACACCAAGGAGCAGAUUGACAAGAUCUACGCCGCCGCCGACAAGGCUGGCCGUGCCGCCAACGACCGCCCCCGCAUCUGGGUCACCUUCAGGCCCAUCAUCGCCGAGACCGAGGAGCUUGCGUGGGCCAAGGCCCACCGCACGCUCGACGCCCUCAACGGCAACCGCGCUGGACCUCCUGCCAAUUCAACAAUCCCCCUCGCUACCCCGGGCCAGCCCCAAAACGUCGGCUCGCAGCGUCUUCUCGAGAUCGCCAAGCGCGGCGACGUCCAGGACCGCGCGCUGUGGUACCCUACCGUGACCGCCACCAACGCUGCUGGCGCUUCGACCGCGCUCGUCGGCUCGUACCAGACCAUCAUCGACUCGCUUAUCGACUAUGUCGACCUCGGCGCUGAGCUCAUCUCCAUCCGUGGUUACGACAACCUCAGCGACGCCAUUGACUACGGCCGCUUCAUCCUCCCCGGUGUCCGCAAGGUGCUUGAGGAGAGGGCCGCCGCCAACGGUAACGGUCACGAGGCGAACGGCAACGGCGUCGCCGCAUAA